AUGAGCAUUUAUUUGACGGAGGUCGGCAUCACAAAGCCCUCACGCUCGAAAGAAGGGAUGGUGAUGUUGAACGUUGGCGGAUCGCGUCUCACCUUUCAUCGUUCAGUCCUUGAGGGGAAAGGAGAGCAGCAGGGUUUGACUUGGGCGCUGGGGACCCUAUGCGAGGCUGAGUGGGACAAGCGCGUUCCUCGUGAUUCAGAUGGCCGCAUCGUGCUUGAUGAGUCACCCACUUGCCCAAGGGUAUGGGGAGCUCGCGAGGAGCACGAUUUGGCCCCCGACGACAAGCCCGAGCUUCUUUACUAUACUGCGCGUGUCCUCGGCCUACGGGGACAAUCGGCCCCGUUCGACAUGCCGAUGAGGGGAGGACCAAAUAUCCUUGAACCUCACGAGACUAAAAGGCUGACUGCGAUAGUUCAAGGUUGGUGCCCUGGGCAUCCUGGUGGGCUGGAAUUGCUCUACCGUGCUUCCCGCGAUGGCUGGAGCGCUCGUUCCUUUGACGAUAAGUGUCGGGACGGCAGUCCCUCGACGAUUAGUCUACCUUUCUCCGGGUUCGAAUCCCGGGCUGAUCUCUUCACGAUAAGCACCAUAGUUCUGUUCUCGGCAGCGCCUGGCAACGGGAUGUGUGACCUGCGUGUGGUCUGGAAAGUAGGAGCCGCAUCCACUGUCCAAACGAAAAACCUCACGCAGGAUGUCCAGGCCGAGUCUCGUUUACUCGCGCUCAACGGGCGCGGCGUGGUCGAUAUCGAGACAUUUCGAUUGUGCUACUGUAGGCCGACAGAUGCUCUCUCUUCGGCCAAACCAAAGCAUCAUUUCAUCGGAGACAUAGCGGUACCAACGGCACCUGUGAGGUCUAGACUACUGAGGAUGUCCUUUCCUUUUGGACGUUUGAUUGCCGACGCAUUGAUGGAGGAGAUUGUGCUUCAAGAAGCCAAUAACGAACUUGCCGUUGCCGAGGCCAGGACGACCGCAUGCGCAACAGCCUUGGUGGUGGUGUACGGGCCAGAUGUGGCGAAGGGACGAGAGGAAGAAGACGUUGUGGAGCUGAGCGUAUGCGGGACCAGGGUAACGAGAAUGUGCUCCACCCUGCGCGUUUGCCCUGGCUCCACCUUUGCCACUCAGUUUCUCGAGGAUAGGUGGCCGGCAACGAAGAAGGAUCUCGACGACAAUGGGCGGCGUGUGAUCGACUGCGAGCCAUCCGUCUUCUCCAAGGUGAUGGAUAUACUGCGUGCGUCAUGGGCUCGUGGCGACGAUGACCAGGAAGCUAACAAGACACCGCGCGUCACCAUCAAGCCGUGUGACCGUGCGGAGUUUGAAGAAUUUGUUGACAUCUACUUCAAGGGCUGCGAGAGCUUGAUCAUGGAAUACGUCGAAUCUCUUGGUGACGAGGAGGCCGACCGUUAA
This is a messenger RNA of Ectocarpus sp. CCAP 1310/34, 1401 nucleotides long. The record is from the annotation of a GenBank genome assembly. NCBI's taxonomy places the organism in Eukaryota, Phaeophyceae, Ectocarpales, Ectocarpaceae.